This is a messenger RNA of Medicago truncatula (barrel medic), 680 nucleotides long. RefSeq lists its product as uncharacterized. The coding region runs from base 1 to 498 and encodes 165 amino acids. NCBI's taxonomy places the organism in Eukaryota, Viridiplantae, Streptophyta, Magnoliopsida, Fabales, Fabaceae. The transcript is spliced from 2 exons. The record is from RefSeq and is a predicted model, not a curated record.
AUGGUCAAAAUUUGGGGUAUGACACAAGGUGUUAGUAGGAGACCAAAGGAAAAUCCUGGCAAUGUAGAUGCUGUGGAUGAAAAUGCUGGUAAUGUAGAUGCUGUGGAUGAAAAUGCUGGGAAUACUCCUAAUGAAGUGCCAGAAAAUGCUCCUAACUUUGUGCCUGGAAAUGCUCCUAAUGAAUUGCCAGAAAAUGUUGUGCCAGCAAUUGAUCCUAAUGAAGUGCCUGCAAAUGUUGUGCCAGAAAAUGCUCCUUACUUUGUGCAACAUAAUGUUGUUGCACAUGCUGGACAGAGUCUUGCACCAAGGAGGUAUGGCCUUAGAGGACCGGUUCCUUCAGCUAAUAGGCCAAAGAAUACACCAAUGAGGGGUCCUGCACCAGCUCAUCCAACUCCUGCUGGCAUGAUUAGGGUUCCAUAUCCAACCUAUGGUCCACCCGGUUCGACUCAACCUCAAUUCAUGGAGUUUAUACCAACUCCCGGAUUUCCCAAGAAGUGAUGCUUCCUGAAGUUUAAUAGAUGUUUUGGAUUUGUAAUAUGUAGGCUUAUUUGAAUUAUGCCCCAUAGUUGGUUUUUUUUUUGCUUAACUUGCCAUUUAAGUCUUAUGACUUGUUAAUGCCCCAAAAUUGGGUUGCUUUUGCUUAUGUAAUUUCUCAGAAUUAUGACUUAUUACCUAUGACU